This is a messenger RNA of Ostrinia furnacalis (Asian corn borer), 1521 nucleotides long. Its product is annotated as serine/threonine-protein phosphatase 2A activator. Gene Ontology annotation, biological process: mitotic spindle organization. Lineage: Eukaryota; Metazoa; Arthropoda; Insecta; Lepidoptera; Crambidae. The transcript is spliced from 2 exons. The record is from RefSeq and is a predicted model, not a curated record. Gene Ontology annotation, molecular function: protein tyrosine phosphatase activator activity; peptidyl-prolyl cis-trans isomerase activity. Bases 119 to 1114 code for a protein of 331 amino acids. Gene Ontology annotation, cellular component: cytoplasm; protein phosphatase type 2A complex; nucleus.
UAAUGCCAGUUGUCAAAAAUACGAAGUGUCAUCGUCAAUCCAAAUAAUAAUUUUGUGUUUUUGCGUUUCAAAUUACGUUCAAAUUAAUUAUAACGUUUAUUUAUCUACCUACUGAUAAAUGAUGAAUGCUGAGAGUGUAAUAGGAGAUGGGACACAGAGAGAGGCGGGCCCGGUGCCCACCACGCUCCCAGUCAACCACCGCUUCGUGGAGCCAGAGAAGGCUGUCAAGACCAUCACAGACAUGGCCAUUUGGGAAAAGUCCGAAGCUUACAUGGAGUAUACUGGCUUUAUUGCCACUCUCAAUGAAGCCAUAAAAGGAAAACCCCUAUCAGUAGAUUGUAAAGUAUCUGAAAAUGUGAACAAAGUUAUGGACAUGCUUGACAAAAUUGAACAGAUGAUAGAGGAGUUUCCUCCUGUAGAGCAGCCUCAGAGGUUUGGCAACACAGCAUUUAGAGAAUGGCUUGCAAAAAUUAAAAGCAACACAACUAUGAUCCUUCAAGAAAUGUUAGAUCUCAAACUUCAUUUAGCAAUCCCAGAAAUUAAAGUGUACUUAGAAGAAAGUUUCGGUAAUGCAACUAGAAUUGACUAUGGAACAGGACAUGAGAUGUCAUUUGUUAUGUUUUUAUGUUGUCUGUACAAGAUUGGGGCUCUGCAAGCUGAUGAUAAUGUAGCAACAGUCUUUAUGAUUUUCAACAAAUACAUAAAGAUAGCAAGGAAACUACAAAAAACAUACAGAAUGGAGCCUGCAGGGAGCCAUGGUGUUUGGAGUUUGGAUGAUUAUCAAUUUAUACCUUUUAUUUGGGGUAGUUCACAACUAGUCGACCAGCCAAAAAUUUAUCCACCUGUGAAGUUCCUUGAGGAAGAUAUUAUUGACAAAUAUGCUGAUGAGUAUAUGUUCUUGUCAUGCAUCAAGUAUAUUAAAGAAGUUAAAACUGGUCCAUUUGCUGAGCAUUCUAAUCAGUUAUGGAGCAUAAGUGCAGUUGGUUCAUGGCUGAAAAUAAAUCAGGGCCUUAUUAAAAUGUACAAAAAAGAAGUCUUGGCAAAGUUUCCAGUCAUUCAGCAUGUCCUUUUUGGGUCCUUACUGCCAAUCCGUAGAUUCCCCAUCAGUCACUAAGAAAUUGAAUUUUUGUUGUGUUUGUUCACACACAUCCUGUAUAUUGUCUCAUAAUUUUACAAAUGUUGUGUAUUAACAUGAAUCUGUAUAAACCAGUAUUAAAUGUGCAAUUUGUAAAGGAAUUGCAGUAGCGUUGUAAUAUCACAGCCCAUGUUGCGUCCUAUAGCGCGUCUAUGUCAUAGACAUUAGAAAAAUAACUAAAAAAGAUGUUAUUAAAGUCACAGUUACAAUGAAUGACUACACGCGCCAUAAUGUCGCAAAAGGCUGUAAGACAAUAUGAAUGAAUAAAUAUAUUUCAUUAUGAACUGAUUUAUAUAUUGCCCAAAUAUUGUGAUACUAAAAAUUUAUAAAUUAUUAAAGGUUUGAACAAAGAAAACUUAAAUUAUUGAAUAAAAAAGUUUGAAGUA